AUGGCAUCCAUUCCAUCGACGCAAAACGCCGUCAUAAUCGAAACAACCGGCGGCCCCGAAGUCCUCCAAUUCCGCACCGACCACCCCGUCCCUCAACUCCAGGAAGGCGAAAUCCUCGUAAAAAACAAUAUCGCCGGCAUCAACUUCAUUGAUACGUAUUUCCGUACUGGACUUUAUGCAUCACCAAAGCCUGAGAUUUUGGGAAGGGAAGCGGCCGGUACGAUUGUUGCGUUAGGACCUGGUGCGCCGAACCCGUAUGGAUUUCAAGUUGGUGAUCGUGUGAUAUGGAUGAGUGUUUCCGGGUAUGCGCAAUAUACAGCUGUGCCGGCUAAGACCGCGAUCAAAAUUCCUGAUGGAGUGUCGGAUGAGGAUCUUGUUGCUUCGUUUUUGAGUGGGUUGACGGUCUUGACUUUGGUCAAGGAGACGUAUGCCGUGCAAAAAGGGGAUAUAGUUCUCGUCCAUGCUGCUGCGGGUGGUGCGGGGAUCUUGAUGGUUCAGAUCCUCAAGUCUCUGGGUGCAGUUGUUAUAGGUACCGCGGGUGGAGCUGAAAAGGUUGCGCUUGUCAAGAGCCUGGGAGCUGAUCAUGUCAUCGAUUAUCGGAGUGAGGAGGGUAAAGAUUGGGUCAAGAUUGUCAAGAAGAUUACGAAUGGGCGCGGUGUGGAUGUUGUUUAUGACUCCGUGGGUAAGGAUACCUGGGAGGGAAGUUUGGAGGUUGUGAAGAGGAAGGGCUUUGUGGCCUGGUUUGGAAACGCCAGUGGUCCUGUUCCGGCUUUUCCUAUUCAACUCCUUGCACCAAAAUGUAUCAAGAUUGCUCGUCCCAUGGUGAAUGGGUACUUGGUUGAGAGAGAGGAAUAUGAAUACUGGGCAAAUCAACUGUUUGAUCUUUUGAAAUCCGGCGAGUUGAAGGUCAAGAUUAAUAAGAUUUUCCCAUUGGCAGAAGUGCAGCAAGCACACAAGGAUCUUGAGGGAAGAAAGACUACAGGAAAGACACUGCUGAGGCCUUGA
Messenger RNA from Talaromyces marneffei, 1005 nucleotides. RefSeq lists its product as uncharacterized. NCBI's taxonomy places the organism in Eukaryota, Fungi, Ascomycota, Eurotiomycetes, Eurotiales, Trichocomaceae. The coding region runs from base 1 to 1005 and encodes 334 amino acids. Gene Ontology annotation, cellular component: cytoplasm. The record is from RefSeq and is a predicted model, not a curated record. Gene Ontology annotation, molecular function: zinc ion binding; quinone reductase (NADPH) activity. The transcript is spliced from 3 exons. Gene Ontology annotation, biological process: cellular response to oxidative stress.